GGCGGAGCCGGCAGCGGGGCCCGGCGCGGCGCUGAGGCCUCCACGUGUGUCCGUGAGCCUGCCGCGGCCGCAGGGUGCUGCAGCAACAUGGGGCGGAAGCUGGACCCCACCAAGAAGCAGAAGCGUGGCCCUGGGCGCAAGGCCCGAAAGCAGCGGGGGGCCGAGGUGGAAUUAGCUCGUUUCCUGCCACCAGAGCCAGAGACCGGCAAGAAGAAACUCUCCAGCCACGGGCGGAAAAGGGCUGCGAAGAGGCGACUGGGAGCGGGCAGUGCCGCGGCGGGAAGGAGGCCGCUUGGAGGAGCUGAAGAACAGGCAUCUUCUAAGAAGGAGAAAGGUGCUGUAAAGGCAGCACCACAAACCCCUCGUGGCCAGUCUGGCUUUACUGAUGGCAACUCAAAAUUGUUGGCUCCAGCCAAAGCCAAGAAAACCCCAUCUAAAGGAAGCAACUUGGAGUUAUCCAGUGAUGGUGAGGUGGAAGAGUGCAGCUGGGAGAUGGAGGAGGAUGAGGAUGGGAGCAGUGAGGCAAUGGUGGAUGAUUAUGGUGCCUCAUCAUCAGAGGAAGAAGAGUUGCUGCCUAUUGAAAAAGCUGCCCUGAAGCAGAAGUCUGAGAGGGGAGGCCUCAGUGAGGAAGACAGUGAAGAAGAAGAGGAAGAGGAAAUGGCAGAGAAGAAGAGCAAGCAGAAAAAAGGACAGAAGGAGGAAGAGAGCCUGGAUCUGCAGCUCAACCUGGAUCCAGAUGAAGAAUUUAAGCUACCAAGUGAUGAACAAAUGGAGAAGGAGACUGCUGAGCCUCCUGACCUGCACAUCAUUCACCAGCGCAUCAAGGGCAACCUGGAGGUGCUGCAGGACUUCACGGUGAAGCGGGAGGAGGGCCGCUCGCGGCAGGAGUACCUCGCCGUGCUGCGCCGGGACAUGGCUGCCUACUAUUCCUACAGCGACUUCUUGCUGACGAAGCUCAUGGAUAUCUUCCCGCUCCCUGAGCUGGUAAACUUCCUGGAAGCCAACGAAGUUCCUCGCCCUGUGACCAUCCGCACCAACACGCUCAAAACCCGGCGACGGGACCUGGCACAGGCUCUAAUCAACCGUGGUGUGAACCUCGAUCCCCUGGGGAAGUGGUCAAAAACAGGACUUGUUAUUUAUGACUCCUCUGUGCCCAUCGGUGCCACCCCCGAAUAUCUGGCUGGCCACUACAUGCUGCAAGGAGCCUCCAGUCUCCUCCCUGUCAUGGCUUUGGCUCCACAGGAGGAUGAACGCAUCCUAGACAUGUGCUGUGCCCCAGGAGGCAAGACCAGUUACAUAGCUCAGCUGAUGAAGAACACAGGCAUGAUCUUGGCCAACGACAGCAACGCCGAGCGGCUGCGUAGCGUGGUGGGGAACUUGCAUCGGCUGGGAGUCACCAACACCGUAGUGAGUAACUGCGAUGGACGUCAGUUCCCCAAGGUGCUUGGAGGGUUCGACCGUGUCUUGCUUGAUGCUCCCUGUAGCGGAACAGGCGUCAUCUCCAAGGACCCUGCAGUCAAAACCAACAAGGAUGAGAAGGACAUCCAGCGCUGCGCUCACCUGCAGAAGGAGCUGAUUCUUAAUGCUAUAGAUUCAGUCAAUGCUGCCUCGGCAACAGGAGGCUACAUUGUCUACUGCACUUGCUCCAUCACAGUAGAGGAGAAUGAAUGGGUUGUGGAUUAUGCCCUGAAGAAACGCAAUGUCCGUUUGGUGCCCACGGGCCUGGACUUCGGCAAGGAAGGCUUCACCAGGUUCAAGCAGUAUUCCUUCCACCCCUCGCUCAAGCUGACGCGGCGCUUCUACCCCCACACACACAACAUGGAUGGCUUCUUCAUCGCCAAGUUCAAGAAGUUUUCUAAUGUCAUCCCCCGGGCACCAAAAGAUGAAGAACCUCCUGUGGAAGCAGCAACUCUGUCCACUCUUCCUGAUGCCACUGGGGAGCCUCAGCCAAAAAAGAAGAAACUUGGGGGCUCAAAAGCUGAGAAACAGCAGAAGCUGCCACAGCCUGCUUUGAAGAAGAGACAUUCAUCACAGGCAGAGAGGAGACCUGUGAAGGCAGGCCGGCCUGCUCCCAAGACAAUAUGUUCUCAAGUCGCUGCUAAGAAGAAACACAGAGUGAAACCAAAUGGACGGUGAGAGGAACUGCUUUUGCAGCUGCUGGUCCCCUCCUUGAAGAGCAAAGGCCAGAGGCUGCUGCAGCUGUGCAUGGACCACCUUAUCCUUCCUGCUCUGUGCAGGUAACCUCUGCAGCGCUGAGCACUUGGGACAGCGGUAGCCAUGUUUGCUGCUUUCCCUCUGCAUCAGGGACUGAUGCCCUGACCCAUUAAAAAUUUUGUACUCUGCCCACAGCUUGCAGGUUCCCAGACAGCACAGGACAAGGAAUUCACAGUCAUGGAAUAGUUUGGGUUGGAAGGGACCUUAAACAUCAUCCAGUUCCAACCCCCUGCCGUGGGCAGGGACAUCUCCCACUAGAACAGGUUGCUCAUGGCUUCAUUCAGUCUGGUCUUGAACACCUCCAGGGAGGGGGCAUCCAGAACCUCCCUGGGCAACCUGUGCCAGUGUCUCCCCACCCUCACUGCAAAUAAUUUCUUCCUAAUCUCCAGCCUCAAUCUGCCCUCCUCAGGCUUCAGUCCAUUCCCUCUCAUCCUGUCGAUACAAGCCCUUGUCAAAAGCCUUUUCACAGCUUUCUUUUACGCCCUUCAGGUUCUGAAAGGCUGCUCUAAAGUCUCCCUGGAGCCUUCUCUUCUCCAAGCUGAACAGCCCCAACUCUCUCAGUAUGUCCCCAUAGCAGGGGUUCUUUAACACCACAGGUAUCCCAAGACAGGGAACCUAGGAAAAAAAAGGAAGGUUCCACAGUGCCCUUCUCUCCAGGAGACAGCAGCAGUGUUAGUGGGAAAAUGUGCUGGGUCUGUAGCCCAGCCCUCUAAGCAGGCCUGUCCUGGCACUAGGACACAUUGUUUGCAUAGGCUGAGCCCUAAGAAGCACCAAGGAUGGAGAACCUGCUCCAGUGCUGUGCUGACCUCCCAGAAAAAAAGCUUUUCCUGAUGGAUUGCAAUGUCUUCCUCCACUGGCAUUCCAUUAAUCAGUUUCCCUUGCCAGGAUUUCCCAGCAGACCAGCAGCUGACUGAGCAAGGCUUAGCCAAGUGCUUGCUCCAUGGUUUGUGGCAUUGCUCUCACCUGUGCUCCCCACGGCUUUCAGACAGCAGCAGAUCACCUUCCUGGCUGACCCUGCUUGCCUGUCAAAAGCAUUGCUGCCAUGGCUUAACUUCUCUGGUUAGAGCAAAGGAACAGCUGCUGAACGAGGCAGAGAUGUGGUGCUGAAGGACAUGGUUUAGUACCAGACUUGGGCAAGUUAGUUGGACUCAAUGACCUUCAAGGUCUUUUCCAAUCAAAACAGUUCUAUGAUUCUCAGAAAUCCAGUUAGGACUUCCAGUGGCCAUGUGUGUGCCAGAGUGGAUGCAGCCAGUCGUGGAGGAGGUGUUAGAAAAGCAAACAGGCUGCUGUGGGAAGCCUGGAGCCAUGGGCAGGACAGGGGAGACAGGCAAGUCAUAGGACAGAACUGAUGCUGGACACAGCAGGGUAGGAGAGGGGAACAAAUCUGCUGAUCUGCUUGCUGAUCUGCUCUCAGGAAGUGGAGGCAGAAGGGUAUUGGAGGGAUGGAGGAGCCCUGCAGGCCUGGAGGAGAAGCAGCAGGGAAAAUGCGGUAGGCAGACUCCCAGCCAAGACUAGCAAAGCUCAGAGGGUCUGGGGACUGACUGGAAGUGUGGGUUCAGCCAUACCUUACACGUGAUCCCCCUGGAGCCUGACCUCCUGACACGGUUCCAUCAAGCUCAGGGGUGGGCAUCUCCUUUAAACGGCAGCUCAGCUGAGGCCUCAGAGGCCACACUCCACAGUGGAAGUCCUGGGGGUCAGACCAUGGGCACACAGCCUGUGGAAGGUGCCCAUUUCCACACCUCUUUGGGUAUCAACAGAUCUGUGCACAGGCUCCACCGGUCAAGGAGUGGGGGGGGGCAAUCACCAUGGACCUGGGGUUGAUGCUUGGACUAGAUGAUCUUCAGAGGUCCCUUCCAACCCCUACUAUAUUGUGAUUCUGUGAGGUCAGACUGGAAGGGAAAGGCUGUAGGAAAAUGCCUAAAGAAGGCUAAAAUAAAAGACAAGGAAGCAA
Molecule: messenger RNA, 4165 nt
Organism: Pogoniulus pusillus (Red-fronted tinkerbird)
Lineage: Eukaryota; Metazoa; Chordata; Aves; Piciformes; Lybiidae
Gene: NOP2
Product: NOP2 nucleolar protein
Exons: 16
Coding region: 88-2136 (682 amino acids)
Biological process (GO): maturation of LSU-rRNA; rRNA base methylation
Cellular component (GO): nucleolus
Molecular function (GO): RNA binding; rRNA (cytosine-C5-)-methyltransferase activity
Source: RefSeq, a predicted model, not a curated record